AUGGAAUCAAAGAGUAACGACAACAACAAUAACAGCAGCAAUGUUGUUCAACACAAAUGGGUAUCAAAGGAGGAACAAAGCAAGAUUAAAAGAAACACUCCUCCCGUAUCAAUGUGCGAGAGUGUCUGUGUAGCAUCACUGCGCUGUCAAGAGAAGCAUCACAAGAGUGUCUGCAAACCAUUCUACGAGGCUGUGGCAAAGUGUAAAUCUAUAAAGCGCAAGUUGGACGACGAAGAGAACAACAUCAACAAGUAUUACAAUGAUGCAACACCAUUGAAGCAGGUAACACUGCAACAACGUUUGGAGGAGAUAAGAGAGGAAAAGUCGAAACAGUAUCCCGUACCAGAUGUUGUAAUGAUG
This is a messenger RNA of Acytostelium subglobosum LB1, 360 nucleotides long. RefSeq lists its product as hypothetical. The annotation marks the transcript as partial. NCBI's taxonomy places the organism in Eukaryota, Evosea, Eumycetozoa, Acytosteliales, Acytosteliaceae. The record is from RefSeq and is a predicted model, not a curated record. The transcript has 2 exons.